Molecule: messenger RNA, 1794 nt
Organism: Lolium rigidum
Lineage: Eukaryota; Viridiplantae; Streptophyta; Magnoliopsida; Poales; Poaceae
Product: L-type lectin-domain containing receptor kinase IX.1-like
Exons: 2
Coding region: 1-1794 (597 amino acids)
Biological process (GO): protein phosphorylation
Cellular component (GO): plasma membrane
Molecular function (GO): protein kinase activity; ATP binding; carbohydrate binding
Source: RefSeq, a predicted model, not a curated record
AUGGACAUGAACCCUCGGACCUUCAGCACAGGACGGGUAUCCUAUGCUCAGCCCGUGCGGCUGUGGGACGCCGAGACCGGUGAGCUCGGCAGCUUCACCACCACCUUCUCCUUCAGUAUCUACGCCGCGGACAGCGGAAGCAUGCUCGGUGACGGGGUCGCCUUCUUCCUGGGGCACUAUCCAUCGAGCAUCCCAACCAACAGCUGGGGUGGAAACCUGGCUCUGAUGGAUCUCAACAACAACAGGAAUGUGGUGGGCGAUAAGAGGAUCGUGGCGGUCGAGUUCGACACUUUGGGGAACACGGACUUCCCGGACGUCAUGGGCAGCUACCACAUGGGCAUCGACAUCAACUCAAUCGUCUCCGUCGCAUACACCAAUAUAAGCAACGAUCUGAGAGCAGGUGAUGUGAUGACCGCCAGAAUCAGCUACGACAACGUCACGCAGGUGCUGGCUGCCGACCUGCGAAUCGGCGGCACCUCUUACCACGUCAACGAGACAGUUAACUUGAGGCACAACUUACCUGAGGAAGUGGCGGUAGGCUUCUCCGCAUCAACCGGCCUGGCAAUUGAGGUAAACAAGGUACUGUCUUGGACGUUCAAUUCCACUCUGACAGGAACAGAUAAGAGGACUCGACGGCCCACAAAUAAACUGCUUGCAGCAGCAAUACUACCCCCUGCAGUAUUUGUACUGUGUGUAGUGCUCCUCUGUUUCUGGGUAUGGCGGCUGAAGGCGACGAGAUGGAAGAAAUCCAACGGCGGUGACGAAGAUAGCGGGCCUGACGAAGAAGACGAGGAGGAGGCUGAAUUUGUGCGAGGGGUCGGACCCAAGAGAUAUGGUUACCGGCGGCUAUUGGAUGCAACAGGCAACUUUGCGGAGGGAAACAAGCUCGGGCAAGGGGGGUUCGGGAGUGUAUAUAAGGGCGAGCUCGCCGAUCAAGAUGGCCUAGUGGCGGUCAAGAUGCUAUCGCCGGAGUCGUCCGGUCAAGGAAGGAAGGAGUUCGAGGCCGAGGUCAAGAUCAUAAGCCAAUUGAGGCAUCGGAACCUUGUGCGGCUCCUAGGCUGGUGUGAUAGCCACAGAGGACUCCUCCUUGUUUACGAGUGUGUCGCAAAAGGAGGCCUCGACAGACACAUCCAUGGCACUGGCACAUGCUUAACUUGGCGCCAGAGGUACAAUAUUAUCCUUGGGCUGGGAUCUGCAUUACGAUAUCUACACGAGGAGGUUGAGCAAUACGUGGUGCACGGCGACAUCAAAACAAGCAACAUAAUGCUCGACUCUUCUUACAACGCCAAGCUAGGGGACUUCGGGCUGGCGAGGAUCGUCGAUCCUUUAACCGGGCCGCAUACAACUCGCGUUGUUCUCGGCACUCCGGGUUACAUCGAUCCCGAGUUCGUCAGCACGCAACGGCCGAGCGCCGAGUCAGACAUGUACAGCUUUGGUGUCGUCGUCCUGGAGAUCAUCUCCGGACGGCGUCCAAUGACCAAGGUGCGACAAGACGGCGAGGUCAACAUGUUGCUGGAACAGGUCUGGGAUCAGUACGGGGAGAAAACCAUUCUUAAGGCAGUAGAUGAAAGGUUAGUGGUCCGCGAUGAGCUAGGCAAGCUGCAGAUGGAGCGUGCGCUCCUAGUCGGGCUCUGGUGCGCCCACCCCACGAAGAGCGAGCGGCCAUCCAUCGGAAAGGUCAUGCACGUCCUCGCGUGUUUUGAUGUGCCCUUGCCAGCGCUUUGGCCACAGAUGUGUAACGACAAUACCAGCUGGGCAACACACGACAACUCUCAUGAACAUAUGCAGGAGUGA